UUGGCUCACGAGACUAUCCAAGAUCCAACCAUGUCUAAUGAAAUAAAGGAAUUAGCAGAGAAGUUUAGCCACAUUAAUACAGAGUCUAUGGCUGCUGCCUCUCUGGGGAUGAUGUUGAGUUUCACUCCAAAUUAUACACAACCGACGGAGUACGUUGAGCCGCCUGCUGUACAUGUUCCUCGUCGUCAACGUCCUAAUGUACCAAGACCUGUGGCACAUGGUAGAGGACGCCAAGUAGGUAACAGACGGGGUCGAGGCUUUGUGGAUCACCAGUUGGUUGAUGAAGAUGAGGUUCGUUUUGAUCAAGAUAUGCCCAGCUCAUCGAUGCCUGCAGUUGAUGAUGCAUAUUACCCAAUAAUAGAUUUUGGUUGUCCAGUUCAUCGAUGUCUGCUCCCAAGGUCCAAACACCGGACGCAAUCACACGUGAGGGGCCUUUUCAGCCAUUUGCAUCGUCUGAGCCUAUUAGCCUCACAGGUAUAGCCCAAUGCUAUGGUGUUCAAACAUGCGCCUCUUAUGGGAUAACAGCUGAUUUUCCUACAUUCACUAGACAUAGCUCUCCAAUUGGGAGGAGACUGAGUUUUACCGACUCUCCCAUGGCAUUUGAUGUUGGAUCCUCACACAUUCCUAUGCCGGAUGUACAGACCUUAGAGCCACAGGAAGAGGUAGUGAUACAAGAGGAGGUUCACCAACGUAGAUCAAAACGAGAGGCGCCGGCAAACUACGUGUGGCACGGGGGGAAAGAAGGAACUAUGUAA
Messenger RNA from Lycium ferocissimum, 755 nucleotides. RefSeq lists its product as uncharacterized. Lineage: Eukaryota; Viridiplantae; Streptophyta; Magnoliopsida; Solanales; Solanaceae. The coding region runs from base 384 to 755 and encodes 123 amino acids. The record is from RefSeq and is a predicted model, not a curated record. The transcript is spliced from 3 exons.